This is a messenger RNA of Aspergillus tanneri, 1593 nucleotides long. Its product is annotated as acyltransferase family protein. Gene Ontology annotation, biological process: polysaccharide biosynthetic process. Gene Ontology annotation, molecular function: acyltransferase activity, transferring groups other than amino-acyl groups. The record is from RefSeq and is a predicted model, not a curated record. Lineage: Eukaryota; Fungi; Ascomycota; Eurotiomycetes; Eurotiales; Aspergillaceae. Gene Ontology annotation, cellular component: membrane. The coding region runs from base 1 to 1593 and encodes 530 amino acids. The transcript has a single exon.
AUGUCAUAUAUCGAUAAUGCCCCUCGAGGAUCGCCGGCGAUCCACAACAUUCCCUUAACCGAUCUGGAAUCCGGCCCGGAUCGCGCCUCACAGCCGUCGUGGAACUGGUCGAGUCUGGCCGAGUUUUCCCCGCCGAUCAAGCAACUCUCCGUCCACUGGCAAGAGUAUCUGGAACUUUUCGUUGCGAAAUUGACCGUUGCUCUCACCCCAAGUUAUCUGCAGCAUUGGGUGGGUGGCCAACCGCCCCAACCGACUAAACUCCAUGGGAUCGCAGCGCUGGACGGUCUGCGUGGUUGGGCCUGCCUGCUGGUCUUCAACUUUCAUUUCCUAUUCACGUACACUUGGAAAGUCGCCGUCGGCUGGGGUUUUAAUAGGGAGAAUUACUAUUUCUUCCAGCUUCCCAUCAUUCAUGUGCUGGUCUCCGGACAUAUUAUGGUGGCCAUCUUCUUCGUGCUCUCGGGGUAUGUCCUCUCGUAUAAGCCCCUGAAGAUGAUCCGCAGUCGGUCCUGGGAGCAGACCUUCACCGUUCUGGCUUCAUCCACAUUCCGCCGGGGCCUCCGCCUCUACAUCCCCUCGAUUAUCGGCAUCCUGUUUGUCAUGCUGGCCGUGCGUCUCGGGGCGUACAACUAUUCGCACAAGGUGGUCAACCAAGGCUUGACCAUUCUAGGGACCAACGAACAGCACCCGCAUAUUAUGAAAACCUUCAACAAACAGUUUUGGGACUGGUAUUUGACGGUGGUACACCUGAUCGAUCCGUGGAACUGGGCCCUCUACUACAACUAUUAUAACCCGCACCUGUGGACGAUCCCGGUCGAAUUUCGCUGCUCGAUCGUUCUUUUCCUCACCAUUCUGGCCACCUCGCGGGUCACGACCCGGGUGCGUCUCUCUCUUGUCAGCAUUCUUGUAUGGUUCUGCAUGCGAUGGGGCCGGUGGGAUGUGGUGCUGUUUCUUUCCGGGAUGAUCAUGGCCGAAGCCGACCUGAUAAACGGUACCUGGGAGCGCCCGUCGGCAGACGAGAAGCCCUGGAGCCACCGUUUCCCGUUCGGGCAACGUAUCUUUUCGCGCCUGCUGUGCCGCAGGCUCUGGAUUGGGCUCUUCCUCGCAGGCCUCUAUCUGGGAUCAACGCCGAACACCGGCUACAAAUGGACCCCGUUUUACAUGUGGACCUGGAAGAUUACCCCCAAAACCUAUCCCGAGCCGCACCGGUUCCCGCAGACUCUGGGUGCUAUUCUAAUCGUGUUCAGUAUCAACCACUCCAAGGACAUCCAAAAGCUGUUCACGAAUCCUCUGUCACAGUACCUCGGCAAGAUCUCGUUUUCGUUCUAUAUUGUGCACGGUCCUAUCCUGCACUCCCUGGGAUACUCCAUCAUGCCCAACAUCUGGAAUAUUGUGGGCAAGGAGACCAACUUUCAGUACUGCCUCGGCUUCUUCCUCGGCUGGCUCAUUUGUCUGCCCCUGUCGCUGUGGGCCGGUGACGUCUUUUGGCGCGCUGUCGACAUCCCCAGUGUCAAAUUUGCUCGCUGGGUCGAGGAUCAAGUCAUCGUUAAGACGAACAGGCCUGCGAAUGCCGCUCCUGAAUCCCAUCUACAUUGA